Toxorhynchites rutilus septentrionalis is the source of this 1700-nucleotide messenger RNA. RefSeq names its product chitinase-3-like protein 1. Gene Ontology annotation, biological process: chitin catabolic process; carbohydrate metabolic process. Lineage: Eukaryota; Metazoa; Arthropoda; Insecta; Diptera; Culicidae. Gene Ontology annotation, molecular function: chitin binding; chitinase activity. Bases 61 to 1605 code for a protein of 514 amino acids. The record is from RefSeq and is a predicted model, not a curated record. Gene Ontology annotation, cellular component: extracellular region. The transcript has 5 exons.
CCGGAGUCUUUCAUUUGUGAGCUAGCGAUUGUGAUGUGAUACUUUGGAACCCGAGGGAGAAUGAGGAUCUACUUGGUGCUGGGGUUGAUGCUGUGCGCUGUGACGGCACUGGAUGCUGCCCUCGAUAAGGUGGUGUGUUACUACGACAGUUCUGCCACAUAUCGUAUAAAUAACGGAAAAUUUGACACUGAAGACAUCAAUCCGAGUCUGUGUACCCACAUCAUAUAUGCUUUCGUGGGAUUGGAUCCGCUGAAAGACAGUGAUAUGAACGUAACGCGUUUCACGAACCUCAAAAUCCGGAAUCCAAAAGUCAAACUGAUGCUCGCCGUUGGCGGAUGGAACGCGGAAUCGGAAUUUCUUUCAAGCAUGGCAAGCACUAUUUCAUCGCGGACGACGUUCAUCACAUUGGUUGUUAAUUUUCUGACAACCCACGGUCUUAACGGGCUCGACAUCUACUGGGAGUAUCCGACGAUGCGCGGCGGGGAAGUCGAUGAUCGAGUGAAUUUUGUGAAGUUGCUGUCAGAAAUCAAAAGCCGCUUCAGCAGCAAUGGGCUGCUGUUAUCAAUAGCAGUAGGUGCAACCAGGGACUUCCAUCGCGCGUCAUAUAAUGUGCCCGAAAUCAACAAAUACGUGGACUUCGUGAACCUUAGAUCCUAUGACCUGCAUGGGCACUGGGAUGCACACACUGGACACAAUGCACCGCUCUAUGGAGCCUCCUGGGAGAACGAUUACACGACCAGCAUGUACAAUGUGGACGCCUGCGUCAGAGGCUGGUUGAGCAGCGGCUUAACAUCCAGUAAACUAGUGGUCGGUAUCCCAAUCUACGGUCGCACCUUCACCCUUGCAUCGAACUCGGCCAACGCUGUAGAUUCUCGGACCUUACGUUAUGGUGAUCCAGGUAUUUAUACACAGAAAGAUGGUAUGCUGUCGUAUUUGGAAGUAUGCGAGAGACUGAAGACCGGUUACACGAAGGUGUGGGACAAUAUGCAGAAGGUUCCCUACGCGUUCAAGGGAAAUCAAUGGAUAUCGUUUGAUGACACAACUUCGGUAUCGUUGAAGGUUGACUACGCUAGAUACAGAAACCUAGGCGGAGUAAUGCUGUGGUCUAUCGAUUAUGACGAUGAUAGAAACGUAUGCGGCGGUGGUACAUAUCCUAUCACCAGAGCAGCUUACACGGCGGUGUUUGGAUCGUCGGGUACCACGCUUCCUUCUGCUACCCCGACGGCAACCACUCCAAAAACAACGGCAACUACUUCAAAAACAACGACCACCACCGCAAAACCAACGACAACCACCUCCAAAGCCACGACAACCACUCCCAAAACCACAACAACAACUCCUCGAACCACGUCAACCACCGCAAAAACAACGACCACUACCAAGCCUACGACGACUACCCCACGACCAGUAACAACGACCCCAGCUGGAGGUUCGAUGAUGUGUCCAUCCACUGGAUUCAAACGAGAUCCCAACGAUUGCAGCGCGUUCUAUCAAUGCACUCCUGGAUGGCAGGUGAAUCUGACCUGGCGUAUAACUUGCCAGUCAGGUCUAUACUUCGAUGAAACCACCAACACCUGCAACUGGUCUUUCUUGGUUAAAUGCUGAAACUAGUUAUUAGGAAUAAUAUAGCUCUAAUGAAUUAGUUCAAACAAGUGCUAACGCUCCGCCCUUAGUCAAUAAAUAAAAUUACAAUAAUUUAG